Molecule: messenger RNA, 2191 nt
Organism: Penicillium cinerascens
Lineage: Eukaryota; Fungi; Ascomycota; Eurotiomycetes; Eurotiales; Aspergillaceae
Product: 1,4-alpha-glucan branching enzyme GLC3
Exons: 8
Coding region: 48-2120 (690 amino acids)
Biological process (GO): glycogen biosynthetic process
Cellular component (GO): cytoplasm
Molecular function (GO): cation binding; 1,4-alpha-glucan branching enzyme activity; hydrolase activity, hydrolyzing O-glycosyl compounds
Source: RefSeq, a predicted model, not a curated record
CGUUUCGAGAGGGGUUUCCCCUUCUCUUCUCUUCAUCUAUUUCCAAAAUGGCUUCCAUUCAAGAAGCUAUCGAUUCUAGCCCCGCUGAUGGCACAGGUGUGCUCAAGCUCGACCCAUGGCUGGAACCUCAUCGAGACGUGCUGAAGCACCGCUACAGCUUGGUCAAGAAAUGGGCCAAUGCCAUCAACGAGUCGGAGGGUGGACUGGACAAGUUCAGCAAGGGUUAUGAAUCCUUCGGCCUGAUUGCCCAGCCCAAUGGCGAUAUCACCUACCGCGAGUGGGCACCCAAUGCUGUGGAAGCGUCGCUGGUCGGCGACUUUAACAACUGGGAUGUCAAUGCAAACCAAAUGAAGAAAAAUCCCUUCGGCGUGUGGGAAGUCACAGUCUCUGCGCAAAAUGGCGCCCCGGCGAUUCCGCACGAUAGCAAGAUCAAGAUCACAAUGGUCCUCCCCAGCACCGAGCGCAUCUAUCGCAUCCCAGCAUGGAUCAAACGUGUCGUUCAGGACCUCAACGUCUCGCCCAUAUACGAUGCGGUUUUCUGGAAUCCGCCCGCCAACGAGCGAUACCAGUUCCAGCACCCGCGGCCCAAGAAGCCCGAGAGUCUGCGAAUCUACGAGGCUCACGUUGGUAUCUCGUCUCCCGAGACGAGAGUCGCGACCUACAAGGAGUUCACAAAGAAUAUGCUGCCUCGCAUUAAGUACCUGGGCUACAAUGCUAUCCAGCUCAUGGCCGUCAUGGAGCAUGCUUACUAUGCCAGUUUCGGCUACCAGGUGAACAACUUCUUCGCUGCCAGCAGUCGCUACGGAACCCCCGAGGAUCUGAAAGAGCUAAUGGACACUGCCCACAGCCUGGGCUUGGUCGUUCUGCUGGACGUCGUGCACAGCCAUGCUUCGAAGAACGUGCAGGAUGGAAUUAACAUGUUCGAUGGCUCCGACCACCUCUAUUUCCAUGAGGGUGCCAAGGGUCGCCAUGAGCUAUGGGACAGCCGGCUGUUCAACUAUGGCAACCAUGAAGUGCUGCGCUUCCUCCUGAGUAACCUUCGAUUCUGGAUGGAGGAGUACCAGUUUGAUGGCUUCCGCUUUGACGGUGUCACCAGCAUGCUCUACAGUCACCAUGGUAUUGGAACUGGCUUCUCCGGCGGAUACCAUGAGUACUUCGGUCCUAGUGUCGACGAAGAGGGCGUCACAUACCUGACCCUCGCCAACGAAAUGCUGCACAAGCUCUACCCCGACUGUAUCACGGUAGCAGAGGAUGUAUCGGGGAUGCCAGCCCUGUGCAUCCCCCAUGCCCUUGGCGGCAUCGGCUUCGACUACCGCCUCGCCAUGGCCGUCCCAGACAUGUACAUCAAGCUUUUGAAAGAGAAGGCCGACGGCGAUUGGGACAUGGGCAACCUAACCCACACGCUGACGAACCGACGUCACGGUGAAAAGACCAUUGCCUAUGCCGAGAGCCACGAUCAAGCAUUGGUGGGCGACAAGACCCUAAUGAUGUGGCUCUGCGACAAGGAAAUGUACACACACAUGUCCGUGCUCACCGAAUUCACACCCGUCAUCGAGCGCGGCAUGGCAAUGCACAAAAUGAUCCGCCUGAUAACCCACGGCCUGGGAGGCGAAGGCUACCUGAACUUCGAAGGCAACGAAUUCGGGCACCCGGAAUGGCUAGACUUCCCCCGCGAAGGCAACGGCAACUCAUUCUGGUACGCUAGACGCCAGCUCAACCUCACCGACGACAACCUGCUCCGCUACCAUUUCCUGAACGACUUCGACCGUGCGAUGCAGCUGACAGAACAGAAGUACGGCUGGCUGCACGCGCCGCAGGCUUAUAUCAGUCUCAAGCAUGAGGGCGACAAGGUCGUCGUCUUUGAGCGCGCGGGAUUGUUGUGGAUCUUCAAUUUCCAUCCUACUAACAGCUUCACGGACUAUCGUGUUGGCGUUGAUGUCCCCGGCACUUACCGAAUCGUCCUUGACUCGGAUGACCCGGCGUUUGGGGGUCUUGGGCGUAAUGUCAAGGAUACGAGGUUCUUCACGUCUGAUAUGCCGUGGAACGGACGGGGUAACUUUGUGCAAGUUUAUCUUCCCACGAGGACUGCUUUGGUCCUUGCUCUAGAGCAGACUCUGUAAAGGCUCUUAUGGGAUAGAUAUCCGGGCUUUGUGAUUCAACAAUACACGAAGGAACACUGCAUAGUUUGAUC